UACAGUCUCGUUAGCCGUGCAUGGCUGUGUUGUGGAAUAUCCAUCGUUUAUAAGACGACGAGUGGGGCUUUCAUUUCAAGCGGACAGUCCAGCAGCAUCAUGGGUCGGCGCUCCUCUGACAGCGAGGAUGACAGUCGGAGCAGGAGGAAGAAAAAACAGCGUCGCCGUUCGUCCUCCUCCUCUUCGUCCUCCUCUGGUAGCCGGGUGAGAAGCAGCCACAGUCGGAGAUCCAGUCGCCGGAGCCGUUCUCGCUCCAAAGACCGAAGGAGAAGACGACGUUCCAGCAGCAGUUCUUCUCAGAGUUCAUCUCGCAGGAGGAGAAGCCGAAGUGCAGACAGAGACAAAGGGAGAAGCCGCCGUUCAAACAGAUCACGCAGCCGGGACAGAAGGAGGUCUCGCAGUGGAAGUGGAAGUCGUAGCCGUCGAACAAGCCGCAGCCACAAAAGGAGCCGCAGCAGAGAGCGGGACAGGAGCCGUCGUAAGGGCCGAGGUCGAGAGAGGGAGAAAGAAAAGGACAGGGGAAAAGACAAGGACAGGAGCAAAGACAAGUCGGAGAAGAAGGGGGAUGCUGAGAAUAUUAACAUCGGAUUAGAACAUCUGCUAAAACAGACGAGGCUCUGAAGGCCAAAGUAGCCAAGAGAGAAGAGGAGGCCCGGAAAAAGUUGGAGGAAGAAGGAACUUCUCUGGAGGAGCAAGUGCGAAGGAUAAAGGACAUCGAGGCCAUCGAGAGCGAUUCCUUUGUUCCUCAGGCUUUCAAAUCAUCCCGGGAUGACAUAAAGAAGGAGGUGAGGCAGGAGUCAGAAAAGACGAGCUCUCAGGAAGUCACCCUUCCCAUAUCUAUAGUCUACGAUGACACCGACACACUAGCUCAUCCCAGUUUAUUCAUGGACAAGGAGAAAGCUGAGGAGCUGUGGCUGAACAGACUCAUCUCCCUGCGACAGGAGAGGCUCAUGGGAAGUCCCGUGACCUAAAGAAGACAAAUGUUUCUUCACUUUCAUUUCUCCCUGUUAUAAUUUUACUGCUAUUAGAACAUGGAGGUGUUCAUUAGCAGGGGUCAUGGGUAAAAAUAAAAUCCAUCCCCUCAGUUUAAUAAAGUGUCCACACUGAGCUGCUCUAACAUGUGCAGCAGGUGUUCGUUUUAUUUUCAUAUUGGACAAGGAUGGAAACGCUACACCUGAAGAAGUAAGACGAAGGUUCUACAAGUCAGAAUGUAAUAUUCAACAUCAAUAAAAUACUUUUUAGGGGUGCACCGAUUGCAGUUUUCUGGCCGAUCACCGAUUUCUAAAUAGCCUGA
Molecule: messenger RNA, 1294 nt
Organism: Nematolebias whitei (Rio pearlfish)
Lineage: Eukaryota; Metazoa; Chordata; Actinopteri; Cyprinodontiformes; Rivulidae
Gene: rsrc1
Product: arginine/serine-rich coiled-coil 1
Biological process (GO): alternative mRNA splicing, via spliceosome
Cellular component (GO): cytoplasm; nucleus
Source: RefSeq, a predicted model, not a curated record